Dacryopinax primogenitus is the source of this 1269-nucleotide messenger RNA. RefSeq lists its product as uncharacterized. Lineage: Eukaryota; Fungi; Basidiomycota; Dacrymycetes; Dacrymycetales; Dacrymycetaceae. The transcript has 10 exons. Bases 1 to 1269 code for a protein of 422 amino acids. The record is from RefSeq and is a predicted model, not a curated record.
AUGCUCCUCAACACAACACUAGACGAUACCUCACCUCUCAUCAAAUACACAAACCCGCCGUAUCAGCCUCCUGGAUCCUUCUUGUGGGGGUCGAGUACUUCUGGCGACGUCUGCAAGGAUUUGUAUUUUAACUCCAGCUUCACUGGUACCGAUGUCAACCAAGCGACGAUGUCGUUAACCUUCAGCGGUACUGGCAUCUGGAUCUAUGGUGCUAACAGAAUUAAUCACGGAAAUUUUUCCGUCUCCAUUGACGCUCAGGAUUUUGGCCCGUUCUCUGGUUAUGCGAACGACAACUCGUGUGCCAACUUGUCGGAUUUCAAGGUGCUACUGUUUGGGCAAACAGGCCUGUCUAUGGGUGCCCAUAACGUCAUAUUGACCAAUAUCCCGAUCAAUACAACUUGCAACUGGGUAGACGUGGAUUUCAUUCAAUUUGAGACACAGAUUGGGGACGCAGGCGCCCAAGCUCAGACCAGCACGAUAGACGAUUCCUCCGGCCAAUUCAAUUACAGUUCUGGUUGGAGUACAUCGAUAUCCACAGGGCAAACAUCGUAUUACGAUGGGACAGUACAUGAAGCCAUCAACGCUCAAGCCAGCGUCGUAAUUACCUUCGAAGGGCAGGCCAUCUCAUUAUUCGGAGGAGUGGAUACGUCGUACGGCACAUUUGAAGCUGUGAUGGACUCUGAACCACAAAUCUCCUUGGACGCACAGUCGUAUGGCUUCUACCCCCAAACACUCUUGUACCACGCGAAUUCUUUGGGCGAGGGAGUUCACAGAUUGACACUGUCCAAUGGCGCGUCGUCCUUCGACGUGGAUUACGCGACUAUUUGGAGCACUGGGACCGCAUCGGAUACCACAGAUGGACCUGGACCACCUGGAUCUAACAACACGCCAAUUGGAGCAAUUGUUGGUGGGGUCGUGGGAGGUGUAAUAUUCAUAGCGCUUGUCGUAGCGUUGCUGAAAUACUGGCAAUAUCGACGCCGAAAAGAAGAAAGGGUGGAGGCCGACAUAUUCUUCGACAGCAUUCCACGCCCGAUGAUAUCGAUCCCUGUUCAGCAUACGUCCUCCCCCGUGGGGUUACAUCCCUCUCAGCAGGACCAACACUCCCCACAACCUCCUCCUCAACCCAAUGGACCUCUUUCCCCGAUUCAAGAACCGCCCAAUCAUCACGGGGAGUUACAAGUCCUACAACACCUCAAACACAACCGUCCGUCCGGCGGGAUUCCGAUGCGCGGCACCCCUCGGGCUAUCACAACGAAGAACCUGAAGUAG